Pleuronectes platessa (European plaice) is the source of this 1290-nucleotide messenger RNA. RefSeq names its product phospholipase A and acyltransferase 4. The coding region runs from base 51 to 563 and encodes 170 amino acids. NCBI's taxonomy places the organism in Eukaryota, Metazoa, Chordata, Actinopteri, Pleuronectiformes, Pleuronectidae. Gene Ontology annotation, cellular component: cytoplasm. The record is from RefSeq and is a predicted model, not a curated record. Gene Ontology annotation, molecular function: A2-type glycerophospholipase activity; glycerophospholipid phospholipase A1 activity. The transcript has 4 exons. Gene Ontology annotation, biological process: N-acylphosphatidylethanolamine metabolic process.
CUGUUCACACAAAGGAUGCGUCAGAAGCUGAGAGACGAAGAGCUGAAGACAUGGAAGCAAAGUUUAAUGUAAAACCAGGAGACCUGAUCGAGAUCAGCCGUUGGGGCUUUAAGCACUGGGCCGUCUACACCGGAGAGGAUGAAGUGGUUCAUUUCAGUACAGACAGUGGUCUGUCGUCUGGCUCGUUGGCAAAUUCAGGCACCGGAAUGGUGAAGCAUGAGAAGCUCACUGACGUGGUCAGCAAUAACCGUCACCAGGUCAACAAUCUGCUGGAUUACAAGCUCAGGCCUCGUGAUCCUUCCAUCAUAGUGAAGGAGGCCCGUGCGAUGGUCGGCCGCGUGUUAAAGUACGACCUUGUCAAUAACAACUGUGAGCACUUUGCUACUGAGAUGCGAUACGGCGUGGCAGAGUCUUGGCAGGUUAAAAAAACUGCUUGGAAUGCAGGGAUCUUAGGCACCACAGUCGCCUUUUUUGCCGGAGGCCCCGGUGUCGCUCUAGGAUUCACAGCAGCUGGGGCAUAUGCUGUCGGUGCAGCUCUGUUCAGCGGUCGUUCCAGCAGUUAAGAGGAAGAGGAAGAGGAAGAGAACAAGAACAAAACAAGAACAAAUCACAAACACUGGCCACAAUGAAUGUUGGUAUGUAGCCGACAGUGAUUAUGAUUUAAACUUUUUAAAUAAACGAUUUCACUUGUGCAAUCUGGAGAGAAAAAGGUUUCAACACAGUUAAAAGACAUUUGACUUGAAUCAGAUAAGACAAUAAGACAUUAAAUCAUCUGGAUGAUUAGACUAAAGACACAUCUCUCCAGACUUCACCUUGGAUUAAAAAUUAUACUAAUACAAAAAUUCCUAUAUCUGUUUAGUAGCACCUCUAUAUAUCUAGUAGCACUUAUAUAACACUUACAUAUAGCACUUUGGCUUUCUUGAAGCAAAUUGUACUUGAUUCUUGUUGCUCUGGGUUUGUUCUCUCAUGGUUGAUGCACUUAAUGUGACUUUGGAUAAAAGUGUCAGCUAAUUGAAAUGUAAUGUGAUGUGAUGUGAGGGAUGUUUCUUUGUCUUUCAUGUAAUUUUUCACUUUUUAAACGGAUCAAAUAAUCAUUUAUAUGCAAUCAAAGAAUUUAAGAUACAUUUGUCAGUGUAAAUGAUUUUCCUUAUUUCAUAAAUAUAUUUAGCAAAGACAUUUAUCACAUGUUUCCAUUUCAUCCCACUAAUUAGUUGCAUUGUGAUCAAUUCUUCAUUAUAUAUUUAAUGUAAUAACCGAAGUAGAAUGAGAUGAAAACUAUCUUCCCAACAA